Alosa sapidissima (American shad) is the source of this 1435-nucleotide messenger RNA. It is a transcript of the gene anxa4, whose product is annotated as annexin A4. The record is from RefSeq and is a predicted model, not a curated record. Gene Ontology annotation, molecular function: calcium-dependent phospholipid binding; calcium ion binding. Gene Ontology annotation, cellular component: cytoplasm. Gene Ontology annotation, biological process: negative regulation of coagulation. The coding region runs from base 158 to 1114 and encodes 318 amino acids. The transcript is spliced from 13 exons. Lineage: Eukaryota; Metazoa; Chordata; Actinopteri; Clupeiformes; Clupeidae.
CAACACACCCACCCACUCGUUUACAUAAAACCCAGCGGUGCCGUGCGUUUUCUCUGCCGUGCCAUCUUCAUUUUUCAGCAGUGGUAGUCUCUGGGACCAAAAAAGAACACAUUUCAGGCUUUAUUGCUUUGUUUCCAAACAUCAGCUUCAUACCACAAUGGCAGGACGCGGAACCAUUACUGCAGCCUCCCCCUUCAGCGCUGAAGAUGAUGUUCAGAAGCUCAGGGCUGCCAUGAAAGGAGCAGGCACCAAUGAGGCCACCAUUAUUGAGGUCCUGGCCCAUCGCACUAUUGAACAGAGGCAAAGAAUCAAGGACGCUUACAAGCAGUCUGUUGGAAAGGACCUGGUAGAAGACUUGACAUCAGAGCUAACUGGGAACUUUGAGAAGGUGGUGGUUGGGCUUAUGAUGACAGCACCAGAGUAUGAUGCCUAUGAGCUUCACAACGCCAUGAAGGGAGCAGGGACUGAAGAGGCUUGUCUUAUCGACAUCUUGGCCUCCAGAACAAGCGAGGAAGUGCAGGCCAUCAACGCGGCUUACAAGAAGAAGUAUGACAAGAGCCUGGAGGACGAUAUCUGUGGUGACACCUCAGGCAUGUUCAAGAGGGUCCUGGUCUCUCUGACCACGGCCGGCCGUGAUCAAAGCAACACUGUGGAUGAUGCAGCCGCAGCUCAAGAUGCCAAGGACAUCUACGAGGCAGGAGAGGCACGGUGGGGGACGGACGAGGUCAAGUUCCUGACCAUUCUGUGUGUGAGGAACAAGAAACAUCUUCUCAAAGUGUUUGAUGACUAUAAGAAGGUGUCUGGGAAGGACAUUGAGGACAGCAUUAAAAGCGAGAUGUCCGGCUGUCUGGAGGACGUCUUCUUGGCCAUAGUGAAAUGCAUCAGGAACAAGCACGCCUUUUUUGCAGAGCGUCUUUACAAAUCCAUGAAGGGUCUGGGUACUACAGACAGCGUUCUGAUCAGAAUCAUGGUGGCCAGGGCUGAGAUCGACAUGCUGGACAUCAAAGCAGAGUUCAAGAAAAACUACGGCAAGACCCUCUACUCUUUCAUCAAGGGUGACACGUCGGGCGACUAUCGUAAGAUCCUGCUGGAGUUGUGUGGCGAAGAUAAGUAGAAGAUCAUAUGGAGGUCGUUGAUGUCUGAGUGAGCCAUUAGUGCCUCGUCUGAAAGAUGACACCCCAGUACCUGUCCGCCGGCCCACCAGAGGUCCACUUAUUCCAAAGAUUUGUCAAUUCCGUGCAGGCUUUUUUAUGUUUUUAGUAUACCAGCUAGACUAAACCACAUGCUAUUUUGUACUAAUGAGUUUGUGUGAUAUUUUGAUAAUGAAAGAGUUUUCCACGUGUGAGUGCUGAAGGUAAGAAAGCCGACCAAACAGCUGUUGUUAGCCUACUGCCUGUAAUUACUGUUUCAGUAAAAGUUUUGUUUUUAAUCCCCA